Molecule: messenger RNA, 1515 nt
Organism: Dentiscutata erythropus
Lineage: Eukaryota; Fungi; Glomeromycota; Glomeromycetes; Diversisporales; Gigasporaceae
Source: the annotation of a GenBank genome assembly
AUGAAUACGCCUUACCCUGUCUCUUCAUCUGCUUCUUUUCGUUCUGUAGCGAAUAAAAAGAAUAAAAAGCAACCACUGGUGGUAAAAAGAGCCCAACCUACGUUUUCAAAGUUUACUCUUCGUAGCGCUUCUAGAAGAAACACACCCGAUUCCAUUAAUAAUUAUGCAACUUCGAAAAAGGUUAAAAUAAGUCACCAGAGGUUUGUUACAACUAGAUCGUCCCAUUAUAUCAAUAUUGAUAAUGAUAAAAGAGAACGGAUAAUUAAGGAAAAGAGCGUGAAACGCAAACCUAGGGCAAGUCCUAGCAUUACAGCUGAAGAGGAUUCGUGUUUAAACACAAACGGGAUCGAUAUCAUAACACGAAUACCACCAGACUUCGACAGUAUAGAUACGUUUAUUGGUCCGUCAUCAUUCGCAGUUGCUCAACAAACCGGUUAUUCUGGUUUCCGAAAUAAACCAAGUCAACCGAAAGCAGAAUGUCAAGACGCAUAUUGCAUAAAAGACCUAAAACACCAUGAUGGAUCUCAUGUUGCUAGGUUGUUUUGUUUGGCAGAUGGGCAUGGUGGUUCAGGCUGUUCCCAAUUUUUGAUAGAAAAUGUACCUGACCGUGUCGAAAAGUUACUACAAGAAUUACUACAAGAUGAUCAUACGAUAAACUUUGACGAUGAAGAUACGCAGGAUCUUUUUAAAAAAUGGAUAAAAGAUCUCAUAAAGAAGUUGGAUGAUGAAUACAUCGAUGAUAAAAGAGAAAAAUUUAGACGCUGGAAACAUCUGAGAGAUCAAGGUAACGACUCGGCCAAGCCCGAUGAUGAUGGCGCGACCCUUAUAAUUAAUCUAUUCGUCGGUAAUUGGUUUGUCAACGUCAAUGUUGGUGAUUCGCGCACCAUUCUAGCUUAUCGUAAUAAUAAUAGUAAGAGAAAUAAGUGGACUGUAGAUUUCGCUAGCGAAGAUCAUAAGCCUUUUCUAGAACGACUUGCUCUCCAGAUUUUCCAAAGUGGUGGUAUGUUUGUGGAAAGUAAGAACGGUAAGACCGAUAAGAAUAUUGAAUUUGAUCCUUUCAUAAAUCGACCUAUUCGAAAAAACAUGAAGAAAGCGCGUAUUAGAUUAUCAGAUCAAGAUGAGGAUGAAAAUGAAGAUGGUAUUCCUUUUAAAAAUGGUUCAGGAAAAUAUAUCUCGCUUAAUGUAGCUGCAACUUGUGGUGAUUUGUUUUUCAAAUUGGAUCCUCUCAAACGGAUAAUCGAUUGUGUUCCGGACGUUUUUUUCAAGAAAUUGGAUGAUUGUAGUGGUGAUCGAUUUCUUUUAAUGUGCAGUGAUGGUCUUAUAGACCAUUUACGAGAAUCAGAAUCUAAAGCUGAUAGACAAAAUCAAGUCAUUGCCAAUUUUAUUGGUCAAAAAUUAGUUUCUGAAGACCCUGUUAACGUUGUUAAACAUCUUUGUGAUAGAGAGGGGGAUAGGAAAUUUUUUAAUGAUUUACAAGAUUAUGAUGAUUGCACAUGCAUUCUAAUUUCUCUGUAG